AUGUUUCUGACGACUCUUCAAGUGACGCCCGAUAACAGCACAUCAAGUGAUCUCAGCUCAGAAAAUUCGGAAAAUGAUUCUCAUCCCUUUAAAGCAACUCCACUUUCAACGUUGGAAACGUUUGCUAUUGUCAUAUUCUUAGCACUAUUCUCCUCUGUAUAUCUAAUAUAUGCACAACAUCAUAAGGUGCUGUUUUAUAUGAUGACGAGUUUAAUAGUUCUAUGGAUUGUAUUUAUCUACACUGCGGGUAUAUUGAGUGUAUUGUACAUGAUUAUUGUUGGAUAUGAUGAAAAACCUCAAGAACAACACGAGAAAGACGUUGAAACACAACACGAAUCCUCGAUGUAG
Molecule: messenger RNA, 348 nt
Organism: Necator americanus (New World hookworm)
Lineage: Eukaryota; Metazoa; Nematoda; Chromadorea; Rhabditida; Ancylostomatidae
Exons: 3
Coding region: 1-348 (115 amino acids)
Source: RefSeq, a predicted model, not a curated record